Molecule: messenger RNA, 1116 nt
Organism: Dermacentor andersoni
Lineage: Eukaryota; Metazoa; Arthropoda; Arachnida; Ixodida; Ixodidae
Source: RefSeq, a predicted model, not a curated record
AUCAAGAUGAGAAAAUGAACUGCACAGUAUUCUUUCGUCUUCUUCGUUAGCUCGUUCGUCGACUUCAAUACGCUACAGUUCAUUUAAUUCAUUUAUUCAAUACUGCUAUGCAGCAAGUAUCAUUUUAUUUUGGCUAGAUUGCGCAGACUCUUAGUACUUCAACAGCUCCAGACAAGCGUGACAAGAAAGUAGACGACUAAUUUACUGCUUCCUUGGCCCGUGCCUCGCGCUGUUCGAACACUAUACGAACCCGCAAAAUAUCGUGCUUAAGGCAAGCCUAGUGUCGCACGAGCCCGCGAGGCAUAGAAGAAGAAGUCACGCAGUUCGAGAGUGAUGGCGACAGAGUACUUCCCAAGCCUCCUGCGUGCGUCUAAGCCCCGGCCAGUGUCGCUGUCACCUGCUACCGGCAGCCGGCGGCCCGAACCACUGUCCAGGACAUUCGCCGGCCUUCCUGGGGCAGCGCUUGUGGCGAGCCCUGCUGGUGAAUGGCUCCCCUGCAGAGGUGCGGAAGAGUGCCACCCCGUAUCCGUCGAAGCACGGCCAGGCGGCGCGUCCUCCCGGCUCGCGUCAUGGGCGCACACUACCGACGGCGGCGCGCAGACGACACUCGAUUCCAGCCGCGAAUACCAACCGCUGCUGCAGCUGGAAGCCGGCGGUACACCUACUCGGAGCACCCCGGGCAGCAAGACCAGCAUACUGCACUAUUCUCUCAUCGGCGUCCUGUUCGCGAGAUUCGUAACUGCGGCUGUGCGAGCAAUGGCCGGCGCUCCAGGCGGUCCUCUGGCUCCUCACGAACUCCUUCCUGAAAAGGAGCUAUCGUGUAGACGGCGUCAACCGGAGCCGCUCUACAACGUCCCUCCGGAUGUCCAGGAGGGAAGAGUCCUGACCGAAGACCCACGCGUUGAGGACCAGCAGCCGCGCACCGUGGCCAUGGCACCGUCGGGCGACGAUGCUCGUGACAGACCCUUGAAUUUGGCUGCAAUAUACAUCGCCCGGAGCAAUGCGGCGCACAGCUUGGCCCUGUUCGACUCGCUGGGGACAGAGCAAUACGUGAGGAAUCUGUUUGGUCUAUCCGUGAUCCAGCUGUCGGUCAUAGAGGAGGGAAAUAAACCAUGA